Rasamsonia emersonii CBS 393.64 is the source of this 1602-nucleotide messenger RNA. RefSeq lists its product as uncharacterized. The transcript is spliced from 2 exons. The record is from RefSeq and is a predicted model, not a curated record. Gene Ontology annotation, molecular function: transmembrane transporter activity. Lineage: Eukaryota; Fungi; Ascomycota; Eurotiomycetes; Eurotiales; Trichocomaceae. The coding region runs from base 1 to 1602 and encodes 533 amino acids. Gene Ontology annotation, biological process: transmembrane transport.
AUGUCUGCGACAGAAGACAAACUGGCCAGCGAGGACGUGCCUGUCUCCGGCGAUGCUCGCGCUGCAGAGAACCCCGAUUCCAUCAAACAGGAUGGCGCACACUCGAGUGAAGUCCAGACGACCGACGCCCAGCGAAAUGCCACCGACGACGCCGUCUGGUCUGUCUGGACGCCCACGCAGAAAAAGAUCAUCAUCCUCGCGGCCGGCAUCGCGUCCUUCUUCUCGCCCAUCUCGGCGCAGAUCUUCUUCCCGGCGCUCAACACGAUUGCCGCCGAUCUGAAGGUGUCGAACUCUCUGGUCAACCUGACCAUUACCACGUACAUGUUCAUGCAGGGCCUGGCGCCGACGUUCAUCGGGCAGUUCUCCGACAACGCGGGCAGACGCCCCGCGUACAUGAUCUGCUUCGUCAUCUAUAUCGCGGCGAACAUCGGCCUGGCCGUGCAGAACAGCUAUCCCGCCCUGAUGGUCCUUCGCUGCCUCCAGAGCGCCGGAAGCAGCGGGACAGUCUCCCUCGCCAACGCGGUUGCGGCGGACAUUGUGACCUCGUCCGAGCGCGGCGUCUACGUCGCCUAUCUCUCAGUGGCGCCGAUGAUAGGGCCGUCGCUGGGCCCUGUCAUCGGCGGUCUCCUCGCGCAGUAUGUCGGCUGGCAUUUCAUCUUCUGGUUUCUGGUCAUCGUCGCCGGAGCUGUCUUUGUCCCCAUGCUCUUCUUCUUCCCAGAAACGUGCCGCAAGGUUGUUGGCGACGGGUCUAUCCCGCCCGUGGCAUGGAAUCGAUGCUGCACGAACAUCAUCCAGGAGAAGAGGGCCGUCAGGGCGGGGAAGACGAUCCCCUGGGAGAAACGCGACGAGCUGGCCCGGGGCCGUCAUCUGCGCGUCCCUAAUCCGUUUGCAACGCUCAAGCUCGUCUUCCAACGAGAAAGCGGGUACGCCCUGGCCUACAUCGCGAUCGUCUGCUGUGGCAUGUACGCGACAGUGGCCAUGAUUCCGUCCCAGUUCGCGGAUAUCUACCGCUUUAAUCAGCUGCAGAUCUCGCUCUGCUACAUCCCGCUGGGUGUUGGCAGCAUGGUCGCCGCGUUCGUUCGAGGCCGCGUCAUCGACUCGCGGUUCCGAUACCACGCCAAGCGGCUGGGGAUACCGGUUGAGCGCAACAAACGCACCGACCUGACUAAUUUCCCCAUUGAGCGCGCCCGCCUUGAAGUGGCCGUGCCAACCGCGUUCCUCAGCGCUGUCUGCAUGAUUGGCUUUGGCUGGACAGUGCAGUACAAGACGAACCUGGCCGGGCCGUUGAUUCUGCUGUUCGUCAUCGGCUUCAGCGUCAGCGCCACCUUGAACACCAUCUCCGUUCUGGUUAUCGAUCUGUACCCGGGGCGAGCGGGCACGGUCACGGCGGCCAACAAUCUCCUGCGCUGCUGGCUGGGGGCGGGAUCGACGGCGCUCGUCGUGCCGAUGAUCGACGGGAUGGGCGUGGGCUGGACGUGCACGCUGUUCGGUCUGGUCGUCUUUGGCUGCAGUCCGAUCCUGUGGUAUAUUAUGAAGCAGGGUCCGAAAUGGCGUCGCGAGGCGCGGCCGAAGAGGGAAAGCAGGGCUGCCAGUUCUGUAUAA